UUUAAACAGGGAUAUGUGUGUGCGUCCUUAUCUUAUCACCUAGCUGUGAUUGUUGUUAUUAGUCACAACAGAGCAAAGCCACUUCUCAGGAAGCCCUCAGCAGUGAACUUUGGAACCACACGCUUUCAUAAUUCCUGCAGUUCCACAGAACAGUGUUUACAGGCGCAGCCUUCAGAUACACAGCAGGAAAUACAGACGAGAAAACCCAGGACUGCUCUCUACUUGGAUUUAGUUUUGGAGAACCGUCUGCAUAACCAGAAACCUGGAGCCUUUACAUGGCCAGCUUGUCCGGCUCCAAAUCAACUCAGUCCCAGCUGGUUCUACUGUUACUGGGAGAGAGGGAAAGUGGGAAGAGCUCAGCAGGAGAUGCCAUCCUCUCCAGAAGAGCCUUUGACAGGAAAACCACCCGGAGCUGCAGGAGAGCUGCCACCGUCUUUGGGCUGAAGGUGUCAGUGGUGGACACCCCUGGCUGGCUGUCCCCCUCCACUACCCCCCACACGGUGUCUGAGGAGCUGGUGAGAGCUCUGUCCCUCUGCCACCCGGGGCCUGAUGCCAUCCUACUGGUGCUGCCCACCACCUCCAUGUUCGGCCAGGAGGAGUGGAGAGCCAUGGAAGCCCAGCUCAGACUGCUUGGAGCGCCCAUCUGGAAGCGGGCCAUCGUUCUGUUCACUCAUGGAGACAAAUUAGGAGCCCUGCCGGUCCAGGAGCACAUACGGCAACAGGGUGGCACUCUGAGGUGGCUGCUGGAGCGAUGUGGCAACCGCUACCAGGUUAUGUCCAGCACGUCCCGUACGGCACGGCUCCACGUCAGAGAGCUCUUUCAGAAGAUCCGCAGGAUGGCAGAGCUUUCAGAGCACAUCAGGGAGAUCCACUGCAGAGUGAGCGCCCAGCUCGUAGAUCUGUCCGUGAGGGAGGAGCAGCGGAGGAACGGCAGGCCGCAGGAGAUAGAAAUGACGGUGAUGGUCAACGUGUAUGGCGGUCGCCCAGGACGAAGGGAAGCGAGUGGCUGGGGGCGGCGCAGAGGAGUUGCUGGCGGCGCAGACGGCUUGAAGCCAGCCCUCACCCUCAUCCUGCUGGGAAGGAGGAAGUCGGGGAAGAGCUCUGCCGGCAACAUGAUCCUCCAGAGAGAGGAGUUCCGCAGGGACGCGAAGACGACGCGGUGCGCGGCAGGCCACGCCGAAAUAUCCGGGCGGUCCGUGACGGUGGUGGACACCCCCGGGUGGAGUCUGUUCGGUCGGGCCAAUCCUGAGCAGGUGAGGAGAGAGAUGCUGCAGAGCCCGUCGUUGAGUCCUGCUGGGAGCAAAGUGAUGUUCCUGCUGGCUGUUCCUGUGGACUCGUUCGGCGAGAAGGACAGGAAGGCCGUGGAGACGUAUCUCACAGUGCUGGGGGACGGAGUCUGGAGGAGCACGGCGGUGCUGUUCACCUACGGAGACGCACUGGAGGGAAGGACAAUCGAGCGUUUUAUUGAGAAGAAGGGCCAGCCUCUGCAGUGGGUGCUGGACAUGUGUGACCACCGGCACCAUGUCUGUGACACGAACACGGACGACACAGCUGAAGUGGAACAGCUCCUAGAGAUGGUGGAGAGGUCUUAGAAAACGCGUGAAUCCAGUUUUAAAAUAUCAUCAGGUUUGGAGAAAAUCUUCGAUCUCAAAACUAACCUGGGCUCAGAAAUGAUUCACCUUUUCCCAAAGUUCCAUCCGUCCAUCUGUCCGUCCAUCCAUCCUGUAUGCCUGCUAUUUAUUUGACUGCACCAGACUAAAAUGGCGUGGAAAUGUGGAACGCUACCAUGACAUUUCUUUAAUAAAUAAAGUUUUACAUGGUGCUGAAU
Molecule: messenger RNA, 1828 nt
Organism: Fundulus heteroclitus (mummichog)
Lineage: Eukaryota; Metazoa; Chordata; Actinopteri; Cyprinodontiformes; Fundulidae
Product: immune-associated nucleotide-binding protein 13
Exons: 5
Coding region: 276-1592 (438 amino acids)
Molecular function (GO): GTP binding
Source: RefSeq, a predicted model, not a curated record